CGCUUCUGGGCGGGGGGGUCUGUGCUCCUACAGGGUUGGAAGCGGCUCUUGCUCGUUUAGAUGAACAUACAGAGGCCAUUAGUUUUAAAAGAGGAGGAUGCGGAGGUCCACCGAAUACGUGACAGGUGUAGAUAGUGACAAGGCUGGGGCUCGUACUCUCAUCCCGGGCGACGGAGCCUGGGCUCGCUUUGCCGCAGGGAGGGCAUUCCUGAGGGUCGUUCCAGAAAUGGUCAGGGAGCCGGGGAGCAUCUCUCCUCCCAAGGGGCUGCCCCACUGAGGGUCGGGGAGUCGGAAGCCCUGGACCACAGUGUAGGGUGCGAUUGGCUAACUUCAGAGGGGCCAGCGCGCAAUACGUUUUGUUUGGAGGCGCGACAGGUGCCUCAAGGCCUCCGUAGGAAGGCAACCUCCCGACUUCUAGUAAAUUAUCCAGAGCCCUAUCGUUCUCAAAUAUUGGAUUAUCUCUUUAAGCCAAACUUCGGUGCCUCUUUGCAUAUUCUAAAAGUCGAAAUAGGUGGUGAUGGGCAGACAACAGAUGGUACCGAGCCCUCCCACAUGCACUAUGCGUUAGAUGAGAAUUAUUUCCGAGGAUAUGAGUGGUGGUUAAUGAAGGAAGCUAAGAAGCGGAACCCUAAUAUUAUACUCAUGGGCUUGCCGUGGUCGUUCCCUGGAUGGCUGGGAAAAGGUUUCAACUGGCCUUAUGUCAAUCUUCAGCUGACUGCCUAUUAUGUCAUGACCUGGAUUGUGGGCGCCAAGCAUUAUCAUGAUUUGGAUAUUGAUUAUAUUGGGAUUUGGAAUGAGAGGUCAUUUGACAUCAAUUAUAUCAAGCAAGCAUUGACUCAACACCGGGGGGUGUCAGGCAUUCCAUGCAUGCUUAGAAGACAAGGACACAAAAUACCGUUGCUGCCCAAAAGGAGUUCACAUUUGAGAGCUACAGAGUCCCGGAUGGACAAUGAAAAUAUCAGUCAUAAUUUCUCUAACAGAAUAAUGCCCAUGCAGGGUUGUCAGAAGGUGUUAAGAAGAAUGCUGAACUAUCAGGGUCUCGAUCGAGUGAAAAUCAUAGCGAGUGACAAUCUCUGGGAGCCCAUUUCUGCUUCUAUGUUGCUCGACUCUGAGCUCUUGGAGGUGAUUGAUGUUAUAGGAGCUCAUUAUCCUGGGACCCACAUAGUAAAGGAUGCGAAGCUGACUAAGAAGAAGCUUUGGUCUUCUGAAGAUUUUAGCACUGUAAAUAGUGAUGUGGGUGCAGGCUGCUUGGGCCGCAUAUUGAAUCAGAAUUAUAUCAAUGGCUACAUGACUGCCACAAUUGCUUGGAAUUUGGUGGCUAGUUACUAUGAACAGUUGCCUUAUGGACGAUGUGGAUUGAUGACUGCUCAGGAGCCAUGGAGUGGGCACUAUGUAGUAGAGUCUCCUAUCUGGGUAUCAGCUCAUACCACGCAGUUUACUCAACCAGGUUGGUAUUACCUGAAGACAGUUGGUCACUUAGAGAAAGGAGGAAGCUACGUGGCUCUGACUGAUGGCCUAGGUAACCUCACCAUCAUCGUUGAAACUAUGAGCCAUAAACAUUCUAAGUGUAUACGGCCGUUUCUGCCUUACUUCAAUGUGUCACAUCAGUUUGCUACCUUUGUUCUUAAAGGUUCUUUUAGUGAAAUACCAGAGCUACAGGUGUGGUAUACGAAGCUUGGAAAACCAUCUACGAGAUUUCUUUUUAAACAACUGGAUUCUCUAUGGCUUCUCGACAGCAGUGGCACCUUCACCCUGGAGCUGCAGGAGGACGAGCUCUUCACGCUCACCACUCUCACAACCGGGGGCAAGGGCAGCUACCCGCUGCCUCCAAAGUCCCAGCCCUUCCCACGAAUUUAUAAAGAUGAUUUUGAUUUUGAUUACCCAUUUUUUAGUGAAGCUCCGAAUUUUGCUGAUCAGACUGGCGUCUUUGAAUACUUUACGAACAUUGAAGACCCUGGAGAGCAUCGCUUCACGCUACGCCAAGUUCUCAAUCAGCGGCCCAUUACUUGGGCUGCUGAUGCAUACAACACCAUCAGUAUUAUAGGAGAUUACAAAUGGUCCAAUCUGACUGUAACGUGUGAUGUUUACAUAGAGACUCCUGAGAAGGGAGGCGUGUUCAUUGCCGGAAGAGUAAACAAAGGUGGUAUCUUGAUUAGAGGCGCCAGAGGAGUUUUCUUCUGGAUUUUUGCAAAUGGAACCUACAGAGUUACGGGUGAUCUAGCUGGAUGGAUCAUAUAUGCUUUAGGACAUGUUGACGUUACAGCAAAAACUUGGUAUACACUCACAUUAAUUAUUAAGCUUUUGCUCAGACUGUGGAAUUGUGUUUUGCCAUGGUCUGAAGUGAGAAGGAUGUUUGCUCCACUGACUAGAUUGGCCGUACAUAUUAAGAAAUGGACCUCAGAGAAUCACUUUUAUACGUCUUCAAGGGGUGCGUUUGUCUUUCCUCCAGGGCCGGUUCUCCUCUGGCAUGCUGAACGGCAGGUAUGUCUGGACGAACAUCCCUGUGAGUUUCCCGAAGAAUGGCUGGGCUGCCAUUGGAACGCACUCCUUUGAAUUUGCACAGUUUGACAACUUUCAUGUGGAAGCCACAAGCUAAUAUUCACGGAGCACCAUAGAACCACUCUCUGGGUUUUCUUUCUUUCUGGUUUUGGUUGAGAGCCAGUUCUUUUGAUGGAUCAAUAUAUGAGCCUCUUGGAGGCCAACAAUAGUGAAGAGUAAAUGGGGAGAGAAAUACAUGUUUGCUUGAUCUUCUGGAAGAUAUUUUUAGAACUAGUGCCCAGGGAAACCGAUGAAUCUUGAACAUGACCUGAUAUGUCCCCUAAAAUUCAAGCUGUGCAGCGGUCCUCUUGUGAGGCGUGGUUUGGGUGGUUCACACCUCGAAGGCUUGGCACUGAUGCUGAGCUGGCUUUCUCCAUCGCACGCGCAAGGGAUCGUGUGGACGGCAGUAACCCGAUCAUCACAGACCGACUGUGUGUCUGAGUGAGUGGAUGGCCUUGUCCGGAGGUCACACCACACCGUAGGGAGCUGAAGAACACUGGAAGUGCUGCUUUUUGAAAACCACUUCAACACAUUAGUCUUAACACUCUAAAGAGUAUUUUUUCUUUUCCUUUUUACGAUGAUGCUUUUGAAUUAUAGAUAUGAUGAGUGGAUGUGUCGUGAUUGCAAAAAUGCCUCACUAAUAAACUACCUCUAAAGCUAGUCCUGCAGUAAUCGAUAUGAGCAGAUUAAUUGGGUUAUCUGCAGUUAUUAAUUCUUUUAAAUCCAGCCUUUAGUCUUGUAACCCUUAAGACUCUCUGUGAACAUUUCCCCAGGUGGCUGGAAGGAGGAAGAAAAUCCCACAUAGCCAGUGCUUUCCGUGGGUCUACAGAUGAAGCUGGAGCAGUUUUCUUGUGUCUCGUGUCGUGGUGCCUCUCGCGGCCUUCUUCUGUGCUGCUGGCCAUGGACUGACACAGCUAAUGCAUUCUCCUACCUUUGUGUGGGGAAGAAGGGGCACGCCAAGCUUCUGCUAGCUCAUAGAAUUGGAUCAUCCUUUAAUAUUCAGUGUGGUUAGAUGCAUUUAUUUCAUGAAAGUACAAUGUGUUUAUAUUUGAGUGUGGGAGCAUAUUUCUCAUGCAGUAUAAUUUACAUCUAAGCAUUAGUAGACCUCCUAGAAACAACUCCAUUGUUCAUGUCGAUAACGUAAAUUCUGGAAUUCUCUAAAAUGAAAGUUCAAAACUUCACUGGACUAAUAUUAGAAUUUUGGUAUUUGUAAUGGUUUAACAUAGGCUAAACUGAAUGAAGUUUUGUAUGUCUAUUAAAGACAACAAGCUCGAUAUUAUAAUAUAUCAGAUUAUAGAGAAAAUUUUUUAAUUAAAACCAAGUCUAAGUGAUUUCCACUUCAGGUCUCUACAGAUUUUUUAAGUUAGCUUUAUUGUGGUAUAAUUUACAUACAAUAAAAUGUUCCCAUUUUAAGUAUACAGUUAAAUGAGUCUUGAUAAAUGGAUACACGCACAAAACCAACACCCCAACCAAGCUAUGAACAUUUCCAUUACCCCAGAAAGUUCUCGUGUUGCACCUGAGCAAUAAUGUCUUCUCACCUGCCCCCAUCUCAGAUUUCUGUUGCUACUGAUAAGUUUUCAUUGUUCCAAAACAUUAUAGAAGUGGCGUCAUACACUAUGUACUCUUCUGUGAAUGGUUUCUUUCAUUCAGCAUAAUGCUUUUGAGAUUUGUCUAUGUUGCUAUGUGUAUCAAUGGUUUGCUCCUUAUUUCAAAGAAUAUUCCAUUGUAUGAUUAAACCACAAUUUGUCAUUCUCUUCCCUCACUUUUUGGAAUUCCAAAUAAAUCUGUUAUGGACAUUUGUGUACAA
Molecule: messenger RNA, 4345 nt
Organism: Mirounga angustirostris (Northern elephant seal)
Lineage: Eukaryota; Metazoa; Chordata; Mammalia; Carnivora; Phocidae
Gene: GALC
Product: galactosylceramidase
Exons: 18
Coding region: 553-2553 (666 amino acids)
Biological process (GO): galactosylceramide catabolic process
Cellular component (GO): lysosome
Molecular function (GO): galactosylceramidase activity
Source: RefSeq, a predicted model, not a curated record